AUGAUGACCAGAUUCCCAGUCCUGAUCAUUCUGGCGUCGAUUGCGCUAGGAUCAUUGCCGCAACAAGAAAAGGAUCGCAAAGCGUUGCAUUUUGUGACGGAGCCCAACAUCAGAGCGAUCUCUUUGACAGUGACCGAGCAUGAUCCGAAAGCCAUAGCGCCAGGAUAUUGGUUCGUAGCGCCACUUGUCAACAGCAAAGUCCCACUUCCUGAAGAUCGUGAGUACGCACCCCUCAAAACAGGAGCGCAGAUAUACAAUCGUAAUGGUGACCUCGUGUGGAGCAUGCAAGACCAGCCAAUGCCACAAGUGCACAGUUUUCAGCCUGUGUACGUCAAUGGCUCCCAGCAGCUUACUCUGGUCGUCCAACAAUCGGGCCUGCUGGACGCUGGAAGGCUUGGGGUCACAGCUGGUAUUGUCAUGAACGAUCAUUUCGAACAGAUUGCUCGUGUGGUGACCAAAGGCGAGAACAUACAUCAAGACUUCCAUGAGUUCCACCUCGAUCACUCCGGCAGAACGGCGAUAGUGGCAGCAAGAUUCCUUUCCAACCACAAUGAGAAGGAUAGCGGAAACGGGAACUCUGGGUUCCAGGAAAUCGAUCUGUUGACGGGAGAAGGCACUUUCCAAUGGAACGCCUUGUCAGCGGGUGUUGGGUUCGAUGAGAGCCAUCCUACAGUGCAGCGACUGCCGCCAAGAACAACCACCACUGCCACCACGCCGGACUUCUUCCACCUCAAUUCCGUGGACAAAGAUGCAGACGGUGAUUACCUAGUAUCUGCUCGCCACACCAGUACAAUCUACAAAAUCUCCAGAAUAGACGGCUCGAUCAUAUGGCGUCUUGGCGGGACCAAAUCCGACUUCACUCUUACUCCCGACGUAACUUUCCACUUCCAACAUGAUGCCCGCUUCCGCUUCGAGAACAGUACCCACACCAUCAUAUCCCUCCUCGACAACGCUGUACCUCCACACAAGUCACGUCACGAAGAGGAACACGAACAACACCCGCAAACGCCCCAGAGCUUCGGCAAGAUUAUUCUCCUCAACCACGACACCAGAUCCGCCACCCUGCUUCGCCACUUUCCUCGCCCGCACAACCUGCCAAGUCGGAAAAUGGGGAAUCUUCAAACCCUCGGCAAAAAUCCUUUGACAUCGAACGUUCUUAUUAACUGGGCAAGUCCCAGCGGUAUCAGCGAGUUUGACUCCAGGAAUAGACUAAUCCUAGAUGCAAGCCUAGCAGGAGGGACUGUGACAUCCUACCGAGUGUUCAAAGCCCCAUUCGUUGGACGACCUCUUCGGCCUCCGGUGAUGACAGUUCUGCCAGCUGUGCAUGGGUGGGACGGAAAGGGGAGGAGUGCCACGUUCUAUAUGAGCUGGAAUGGAGCGACGGAUGUGAGAGGUUGGAGAAUAUGCAUUUCGAAUGAUGAGGAAGUCGAAGGUACCUUUGAAGUCGUGGCGGAAAUUUCGAAGAGAGGGUUUGAAACUGCUUGGAGUCUGGUCAGUGGAAAGAGUGGUCAGAGAGCUUUCGUGGAGGCUAUUGAUGCUAGUGGUGACGUUUUAGGGAAAUCCGAGACGAGCCAAAUGCCUGGCUGGCAUGGAGAACAAGAACGAGAGCAAGAGGAUGAUAUCGAUACUGGAGGUGCUCACUGGGCGUUGAGGUGGACGUUGUACGCAUGGGCAAUGUAUGGGCUGUGGACAGCUGCGCAUCAGACUUUGGUCUUGUACCGGCGAGCAGGGCGGCGGCGUGGUGGCGGCUACAAGUUGCUGCAGUAG
Molecule: messenger RNA, 1767 nt
Organism: Fulvia fulva
Lineage: Eukaryota; Fungi; Ascomycota; Dothideomycetes; Mycosphaerellales; Mycosphaerellaceae
Exons: 3
Coding region: 1-1767 (588 amino acids)
Source: RefSeq, a predicted model, not a curated record